Molecule: messenger RNA, 634 nt
Organism: Belonocnema kinseyi
Lineage: Eukaryota; Metazoa; Arthropoda; Insecta; Hymenoptera; Cynipidae
Gene: RpS10b
Product: 40S ribosomal protein S10b
Exons: 3
Coding region: 135-611 (158 amino acids)
Cellular component (GO): cytosolic small ribosomal subunit
Molecular function (GO): RNA binding; structural constituent of ribosome
Source: RefSeq, a predicted model, not a curated record
UCAUAAAAGCAUGAGUAAAUGGAAUGAAAUAAAAUCAAAAUUAAUGACGAAUUCUUUUCAUGUUAAAGUUUUCAUCUGUGACCAUGUGUCUAUGUGCAUUUUAAUGUUCCAUCGUUUUUGGGGAAAAUUAUGUCAUGUUGAUGCCGAAGAAGAAUCGUAUUGCUAUAUAUGAAUACCUCUUUAAAGAGGGUGUGAUGGUUGCAAUGAAGGAUUAUCAUGCCCCCAAACAUCCUGAAUUGGAGACCAUUCCUAAUCUGCACGUUAUCAAGGCUAUGCAGUCUCUGAAAUCCCGUGGUUUCGUCAAGGAACAGUUUGCGUGGAGACAUUUCUACUGGUACCUAACGAACGAUGGUAUCGAAUUUUUGCGUGGUUAUUUGCAUCUACCACCAGAAAUCGUGCCUUCUACAUUGAAGAGACAAGCCAGAUCAGAAACUGCACGACCACGGCCGACUGGUACCGGUCCCAGAAGCGAAACUUCCAGGCCUGCAGAAGAUCGCGCUGGAUACAGAAGAGGACCUGGUGGCCCAGGUGAUAAGAAGGCUGAUGUCGGUGCAGGAACAGGGGAUUUAGAAUUCCGUGGUGGUUUUGGACGUGGAAAGGCUCCUCAAUAAAUGGUUUUUUAGUCACACAUUAA